Messenger RNA from Penicillium angulare, 456 nucleotides. RefSeq lists its product as uncharacterized. The coding region runs from base 1 to 456 and encodes 151 amino acids. NCBI's taxonomy places the organism in Eukaryota, Fungi, Ascomycota, Eurotiomycetes, Eurotiales, Aspergillaceae. The record is from RefSeq and is a predicted model, not a curated record. The transcript has a single exon.
AUGUACACCGAAUACCCCAGAGAUCACCGCACUUCCGGACACUACCGAUUGCCACCUGGAGAUCCAGUUCCUCAUUCUCACUCCCACUCCCACUCACACUCUCGUCAUCACAGUGGGCAUGGUCACCACCACGGCGAUCACAGAUAUAGUCACCACCGAGAAAAGAGUGAUCAUAAAAAUGAUGACCCUCAUCAUAACCGUCAUCUUCUCGAAGGAGCAGUAGCUGCGGCCGGAGUCGCGGAAGUGAUCCAUCGCCACCGCCAGAAGGAUGGAGAAGAUGUGAGUCAUGGGUUUGGCCAUAUCGCUCGUACAGUGGGUGCUGGUGCAUUAGGAGCAGUGGCAGCCAACGAAAUUGAACGGGCUCAUACCUCUCAUGAGAGGAAGAGUCACCACCGUUCUUCGAGUGGUCACCGUCACAAUGACCAUCAUGGAAAUAAGCACGGACAUCACCAUUGA